Molecule: messenger RNA, 4405 nt
Organism: Habropoda laboriosa
Lineage: Eukaryota; Metazoa; Arthropoda; Insecta; Hymenoptera; Apidae
Gene: Tomosyn
Product: syntaxin-binding protein 5
Exons: 24
Coding region: 26-4135 (1369 amino acids)
Biological process (GO): regulation of protein secretion; regulation of exocytosis
Cellular component (GO): cytoplasm; SNARE complex; plasma membrane
Molecular function (GO): GTPase activator activity; syntaxin binding; myosin II binding
Source: RefSeq, a predicted model, not a curated record
CUCUAGGUGUUAUCUUCAGUCCGUAAUGAAGAAGUUUACAAUUAAAGGUGUGCUCGACGGGUUCCGAUCGUCGGUACCUCAACCCGUCAAACCGGAUCAAGAAAUCGUCGAAAAUUUACGGUCGGAACACUUUCAAGUAAAAAAGACAUUCAGACAUGGAUUUCCACAUCAGCCGACAGCAGUGGCAUUCGAUCCAGUUCAAAGACUUCUUGCUAUUGGCACUAAAUCUGGAUCUCUUAGAAUUUUGGGUCGACCAGGUGUGGAUGCACACGUGAAACACGAGGGAUGCUCAACUGUGGUACAGUUGCAGUUUUUAAUUAAUGAAGGAGCAUUGGUAUCCGCCACCGCGGAUGAUACUUUACAUCUAUGGAAUUUUCGACAGAAAAUACCACAGGUGGUGCAGAGCCUCAAGUUUCAAAGGGAAAGAAUAACAUGCAUUCACCUACCGUUACAAAGUAAAUGGCUGUAUGUCGGUACGGAACGAGGAAACAUUCACAUACUCCAUAUUGAGACGUUUGUUCUUUCUGGAUAUGUAAUUAAUUGGAACAAGGCUAUUGAAAUAUCUAGAAAGACCCAUCCUGGUGCGGUAGUACACUUGAGUGAUAAUCCUUUAGAUUUGAGCAAGAUGCUGAUAGGAUAUGAGUCCGGACAAAUAGUAUUUUGGGACUUAAAAACAAAAAAUGCAGAUUACAGAUGCCAAAGCGAAGUGCCCUUGAGAUCGAUAUCGUGGCAUCACGAGGGUAAACAGUUCAUGAGCAGUCAUACUGAUGGCUCUCUGUCAACAUGGACGAUGCGUCAAUUAAAACCAACAAAUGUAACGCACCCACAUGCAAAAACUACUAAAGAUGGCGAACCAGAACCUUGCAAACCAAUACAAAAGGUCGAGUGGAAGCUGUCUAGAUCAGGGGAAGCAUACGUUAUAUUUUCUGGAGGUUUAGCGUAUGACACAACUGGACGAACUCCAAGCAUAACGGUGAUACACGGAAAAACCACCACUGUAUUAGAAAUGGAACAUAAUGUGAUAGACUUUAUAACACUGUGUGAAAGUCCAUGGACCAGUGAUUACCAAGAUCCAUACGCCGUUGUGGUCUUACUACAAAAUGACUUGGUUGUGAUAGAUUUAUUAACUCCGGGAUUUCCCUGUUUUGAGAAUCCGUAUCCAAUGGAUAUACAUGAAUCGCCAGUGACAUGCUGUGCGUACUUUGCAGACUGUCCCUCGGAUUUGGUGCCAGCUUUUUAUUCAGUUGGUUCAAAAUCUCAAAAAAAGACAGGAUUUAGUGAAAAGGAUUGGCCGAUAUCUGGUGGGGAAUGGAGUUCAAGUUCGAGCAGUUAUAAUGAAAUUAUUUUGACUGGACAUGCCGAUGGCAGUAUAAAAUUUUGGGAUGCAUCCGCAGGCACUUUACAAGUUCUUUACAAAUUGAAAACAGCGAAACUUUUCGAGAAGGGUAGAACGCGUAGCACAGACUCGGAAGAAGAUCCGUUAGCGAUACAGCUUAUCUAUCUUUGCCCCGAAAGUCGGAAAUUAGCAAUUGCGGGAAGUGGAAAGCACGUUGUUUUAUUUAAGUUUAAAAAAGUUGAGAGUAUGUCCGAAGUAGUGACUUUGGAGAUAUCACUGACAGCAGAUUCAGGAAAGGAAAUCGAAAGUUCGUCUGAUCAUGAUUCCCCCGCUGGUGGUAAUACAUCGGGAACUGGCGAAUCGAAAGUUAACGAAUCAAAUCAACUGCUUAAAGUUAAGACUGGCUUGCAAAAAAGGGCUCCGGGCUUUCAGGCAACCUUGAUCUGUUUAACAGUUGCCCCAAAUGGAGAACAACCUGAAAAUAUAACAGCUCUCAGUUUGAACUCUUCCUAUGGUUUAAUGGCUUAUGGAAACGAGUCCGGUUUGGCCAUAAUAGACAUUGUGCAGAAGAUAUCUUUGAUUGUGAUAAAUACCACAGACAUUGGUAGUAAUAUGGAUCCGUGUCAACGUGUGUUACGCAGUCCAAAACGCCAGGAUGAUUUGAAACGGGAGAACGAGGACAAAAUGAAAAGUCCAAGCACAGAUCAGACUCAUCGAGACUCUACCGUGGAAUCUGAAGGAUUAUUAGCAAUGGUAGCCGAGAAUGUUCAACAGCCGCAGCAAUGCCCGCUUCGCGGUGGUGAUACGCAAAUUGGAAGCAAUAAUAGUAAGGAGAUCGCGGAGGAACCUUUAAACGAGACCAGUAAGCCUGGUUGUACAACGAACGAAGAAGAUUGUGUGAAAAAUCACGGUUGGAAGGGACUCAGACUGAAGAGGCAGCUCAGCAAAGUUGAUCUGAAAAUAAAAAGUACUUUCUCACCGGGUUUGGUGACGUCUCAGAAUGGGGUAGGCACUGAUAGUAGCGGUCUGAAAUCUUCCAUUUUUUACUGUAACGUCAACGAAACCGUGAGUCCGUUGUCUCGAAACGAAAGUGUCGUGUCGGAGUCCCCGUUGGUGGUAGAAGGCUCCUCGUCGGCACCGGGAUACGAUAGUUCAACGAACGACUGUAAAAAGAGGGAGAUACAGCAUCAGGGGAAGAGUGUGACGAGCGAGGGAGAGAACGACGGCAAACCGACGAUCGCGCAAUCUCUGAACGAGAACGCGAUCGGACGAUCGGACGUUGCUGCUGCUGCUGUAAGACCGGUGAAUUUGUUGCUCGCGGAGAACGAGCCGAAAGCGCCUAGAUUGAAGAAAAUCGUGAAGAUGAAACAAUCGAAAAGGGAGGGUCGUUUAUUGUCCGUGCCGAAUUUAAAGUUUGCGAAAAACGAUCCGGCCGUAUGCGACCUAAGAUGCGAGGAAACGAACAACACCGCCAGCGAAUCCUUCACCGGCAAUCUAAUAAGAAGAUUCAGUGUAAACUAUCAUCUUAAACGACGUGAGAGCACAAUUCAUAAGUAUGACAGUUCGUUUCAACGGUCAAGGAGUUCGAGCAUGUCGUCGCUCGAAAAUAUCACCACAGAAACCAUCAGCUGCCUUACAUUUGCAGAUUCCUACACGAAAAAGAGCGAUACUAGUCCUGCACCAACGCUUUGGAUCGGUACAUCUUUAGGAUCUGUACAAACGGUGAUAUUUAAUACACCAGCCCGUGCAGAACGACUUGCUUAUCCAGUCGUUGUUUCUACGUGCAAUGGAUCUACGUUUAAAUUAAAGGGGUGCAUUUUAUCAAUAUUCUUCUUAGACUGCAAUGGUGCUCUCAUUCCAUACUCAUACGAGUCCUGGAAAGACGACGGUAUGGAGAGUAAAGAACGCAACAAAAGCCAAGGUAAAUGCACAAACAGCCGGAUGUCUCCUUCGAUGAACGCGCAAGUAUCUACCGGAGACGGCUUCGAAGAUCGUCAAUUUGUCGUACUAGCAUCUGAGAAGCAAGCGAGGGUUGUAGCACUACCGUCGCAAAAUUGUCUAUACAGGCAACAACUGGCUGAAAAUCAUAUUGUGAUCAAAGCAGAGAUUACAUCUUUAAAAGAUAAUGUAUGUCUCGUAUGCUACGUUUCAAAUGGGCACAUAGCCACAUACAGUUUACCAAGCCUGAGACCACUGAUCGACGUCGAUUUCCUACCACUUAUAGAUUUGAGUUUUCAGACUACAAAACAUGGCAUUGUAGACCCCAUGUUGUCCAUAUGGGGUCAUCAACUCUUUGUUAAUGGCGAUACCGAUCAAAUUGCAAAGACACUUUGCUUCAGCAACAGGGGUCACGGUCUAUAUCUCUCGUCUCCCACUGAGAUUCAAAAGUUUUCCGUAUCCAGUCAAUUUUGUGGUGAAUUAACUGAAAUGAUGGGAGACUUAUUUAUUGGUCACGAUAUGCCUGAACCACCGAAAGAAAGUUUCUUUAAAGGCCUCUUCGGCGGAGGAUCACGAAGUCUUGAUAGGGAAGAAUUAUUUGGCGAGUCUAGCGGUCGAGCUUCGCGCACUGUAGCGAAGCAUAUACCAGGACCGAAUGCCGGUGCAGAAAAUCUACGCGAGCGCGUAACAACCGCGACGGGUGAGGUAAAUAUGGCUCACCAGAUGGUGCUCGAGCGAGGUGAGAAAUUGUCGCAGCUCGAAGAACGUACCGGGCGCAUGAUGUCGGAAGCUGAGAGCUUCUCGCAGUCUGCUCAUGGAUUGGUGCUCAAGUACAAAGACAAGAAAUGGUACCAGCUAUGAGAAUAUCAUUUCAACAUUAGCCGGAUUUGGAAUGACGCACGAUUCUAUCGUAAUUUAGCGUUCACAUUUCACCUAUGAGUUCUGUCAUACUAAGGCUCGACAACAACUGGGUAAUUGCGAACUUUACACGCACACAUAGGAAACAUGUUACACGAGAAAAAAUGAGAGCUGUAUGCGUAUGUGUGGUGCAUGCAUGGCUGCCCCCCGAGUGCGUGAGUCGUGAUUGCGUGUGCGCACGUGUAUUUCGGAUUAGGGACGAAAAUGAUGGAA